AACACGUGGCGGCCCCACCGCCACUCCCGCUAUAUCGUCUCAUCCUAUUGAAUUCCUUCAAUUCAACAGGAGGCUCUGUUUAUACGGUUGGUGUCUGCCUGCCGGUUGGUUGAUCUCGGAGAUGUUCGAGCACAUAACAUCAAGCGAAGUCGCCGGCUACUGCGUCGGCGCUCUUCUAUUAGCCUCCACUCUUUCCGCCACCAAAAUCGAUUCACUCAUCUCUUCUUCCCAGCGCAGUUCUUUAGCCAUGUGCAAGAGAUGUGGAGAUGUGAAAUUGAUAGCAUGCUCAAGCUGUAAAGGAGCAGGUGUAUUGAAAGAAGGGGGACCAUUCAACUUUAAUUUAGUUUAUCAGUCAACAACAACAAGGGAGCCUUCCCCAAUAUUAAGAUCCACAAAAUGCACCAAAUGUCUAGCUAAAGGGAGUUUUAGCUGCCCUAAUUGCACACAACAACAACAACUCGAUGAAAAUUAGGAAGGUACACCAUCCAUAAUCAAUUAUCCUUAUUUGAAAGUGGCAUUUGGUUUUCAACUUUUGAAACAGUUUCUUAGUUCCUUGUGUGUAUGUUAAUCUGAACCUGCAAUUAAGAGAUGAGUUAAUAAUUAAGAUGUGUGGUCUCAUGGAAGGUUGUUGGUGUAAGCAAACAUAAAUGAUGCAUCAUAUACUAUAAAUGGAGGAGUUACAAUUUUCUUUGCA
Impatiens glandulifera is the source of this 694-nucleotide messenger RNA. RefSeq lists its product as uncharacterized. The coding region runs from base 122 to 472 and encodes 116 amino acids. NCBI's taxonomy places the organism in Eukaryota, Viridiplantae, Streptophyta, Magnoliopsida, Ericales, Balsaminaceae. The transcript has 2 exons. The record is from RefSeq and is a predicted model, not a curated record.